CAAUAAUAUCGUGAUCCUUCAUAUGCAUAUAGGAAAGGUCAUAAUAGGUAGAUAAUUUAUUGUGUAAAGCGUAACCAGUUAGCAGUGAAGUUAUUACUCAAUUUCAUGUUUCUCCUAGUCUGUGAUAAAAUUUUACAAACAAGUGUGCUGCCAAGUUAUAAACAGCAUUUGCACGAAAUUUUAAUUAUUUAUUAAUUACCAAAUAUAUAGUAUAUUAAAGAAAUUUAGAAAACAUUAUAGAAGACCUUACCAAUAAAGCGACCCUUACUAACAACUAAACAAUAAUUAUAUUUAUUUGGAAAAGUUUCAAAAGACUUUGAUGCGAAUUGCGACGGGCUGCGAUAGCAUUUAAAGCUAAUUUAAGAACAGUUACCUCUUUAUAAUACUAAUUAGUUUUUACCAUGGAGUCGUCAUCUAUUGUAAGCUUUAAUAAUGAUUCAACUUAUCAGACAGCCUUGAAAGGUGACUAUAAUAACCCCAGUGUACACGAACUAGCCCUUCAUGCAAUGCGAGACAGGUGCUUACUUCUCCAAAAAAGAAUUAAUUCAUUGGAAAGUGACAAUAUAAAACUGAAACUUGAUAUAACAAAAGUCACUGAAAAUGCAUCAUAUACACCACUUAGAGACGAUGAAAAAUGUGCAUUACAAGAAAAAAUUGCUGAAUUAAACAAACAAAAAUCGCAGCUUUUACAUCAUGUAUUCAUGGUUUCUUGUGAAAAUAAAAACCUGUGGACUAAAAUUGCUACAUUAAAGGGACCAGAAAAAAAAGAAUACACAAAGCAACCAUUAGUUCAUACUAAUACAUAUAUUCAAAGCAAUCCUAAAACUGCACAAUUUCAAGAAAAAUUUCCUGAACCAAGUUUAGAAGAAAUUUCAUUAAAGUUAAUAAAUAGCUUUCUACAAGAAAAGUCUCAAUUGGUUGAUCAAUAUGAACAAAUGACACAACUUCAAGGAAUGGAAGAUGAUUGUAUUCUGAAUCUUGAUUCUAUAGGAUUUCAUUACAUGGAGGAUCCAUCAACAGAUUCUUUAAAAGAGAUUCAGACCCAAGCUGAAAAGUUUCAAUCAUUAAAAAAAGAGGUUGCACAGCAAGAAAAGGACUUAAAAAGUGUGAUAGCUAGAAUAGAAAGUUUAUUAAGGGAUGGCUAUAUGUGUCUUGCAUGUAAAGCAAAUAAAGGUAAACCUAUUGAAAUGGAAGACAAGGAAACUGAAGUCGUCAAUAAUUUAGUUAAUUUUGCAACACAAACUGAUUCAAUAUUAUUUGACAAUUUUUCGGACAUAAAUAGUACAUUGAAUAAAGGAAGUUUAGAAAGCAAUGAAAAUAAACAAGAAGAUUAUGAUAAAAUUUGUCCAAUGUGUGGUGAAACUUAUAAAGAAGAUGUAGGAUUUGCAGACUUCCAGUCACAUGUAGAGAGUCACUUCAUUGGGGUUACAGAGACUGAUUCAUUAGAAAAUUUAGACAUUCAUAACUCAUUUGAAAAUGUUAUUUAAUAUUGUGUAAAAUGUUAGCUUUGUUGUAUUAAAAUAAUGGUUCUAGUAAUGAACUGAAUAAUCUAAUAAAAAUUAUGAUUUUUGUAUUAUAAUUUAAUUAGUAUGUAUUAUUGAGUAAUUAGAUAUUAGCAUGUAACAUUAUGAUUUAUAAAAUAUGCCUUGGAUAUUACAGGUAUGUCAUUAAAGAAACAACUAUCUAAAAAACUUGUUUUGUUAAGUCAAGAUUCAUUGGAGUAUGAUUGUUAUCUCAGAUCUUUUUACCAUUAUAUUA
This is a messenger RNA of Pieris rapae (cabbage white), 1758 nucleotides long. RefSeq names its product protein spindle-F (gene spn-F). Bases 402 to 1487 code for a protein of 361 amino acids. The record is from RefSeq and is a predicted model, not a curated record. Lineage: Eukaryota; Metazoa; Arthropoda; Insecta; Lepidoptera; Pieridae. The transcript is spliced from 2 exons.